AGAACACUUUGUGACUGUGUAUUGACUGGAUAUAAUUAUUUGUAUACAGGAGAGAAACUGCUGUUUCAUUAAAAUCAAUUGAAAGAGCAAUCAAUAAUUCACGUGAUCAAAUUAUGACACAAUUUAAUACAAUGACAUUGAAACACCAAGGUACUGGAGCAAGGUGUGUAACUAAUUAAGAUUGUGUUUCGAAAGACCCAGACCUUCCACAUCAUGGACACACUAGGACUCAGCACUCAGUUAAAAGUUCGACAAUGUUCUAAAUGUCAGGGGGACACCAAUUUCUACUGUAACACAUGUAAACGUGAUCUGUGUUUACAGUGUAAAGAAAAACAUGUCAUUGAUCUAGAUACCAUAUACCAUGAUGUUGUGAUUUACCGUGAGAAGUUUAAAUAUAUCCCUUUUCGAAAGACCUGUGUCAGACAUCCAAAUAGAAAAUACAGAAUGUUUUGUGAUGAUUGUAACUAUUCCUUGUGCAGGUGCUGUACAGAGCAUAGUACACACACACUGGUGGAUCUUAAAACAGCCUAUCAAACAAAGCGACAACAAUACGGAAAAAUAAUUGACAUCAUAAGUAAGAAACUCUUUAACUGUCAUGUUCUCCUGGUAGGAAUCCAAACUGAUAUCGAAACUUGUCCCCCACAAAUAUGUCACCAUCAAUCACAGCAGAUGUCAACAAAAGCCCAGAGACUGAAGGAUCUGAUUGACACUGCGGUAUGUGGUGUUAAAACAAUAUAUAGAGGUGUAUUGAUUGAUAGAAUACAACAACAGAAGAGAAAAAUGAACAGGCACCUCACCCACAUACAUAACUAUGAAGACAGAUAUGAACAAUCAGCAAACAGAGCGGUACAAUUCCUCUUGUUUAUAAAGAUAAAUCGUGUUCCCCAGAUAAAGGACACCCCUAAUCUUCCACAACACUUGCUGCUGUCCCUGACUGAGGGAUUCAACAUGGAAGAUGUAGAACAGUUAUUGAUGGGAAUCACAGAAAUCCAAAUGACAACAGGAAAACGACAAAAAGCAAUAAAAGAGUGUUUGGAACUGACGUCCACACCUGUAUUACACAAGACUGUCUAUGUUGGGGGUGUUACUCGUGUGUUUCACAUAUCUGGUGUGAUGUCAAAACGGAUCUGGGUCUCCGAUGCUGAUACUCUCGUCUUCAGAGACAGAGAAGGAGUCACUGUAGACCGUGUGAUAGAUAAAACACCAUUGCAUGGAGGAAUACACACAGUUAACAAUUCUGGUGAACUGAUUUAUAUAGACAAGAAAUAUAACAUCAACAAACUUUCUUUGGACAAUGAAACAGUCACCACAUUGUUAGGGACUACACCAUGGAAACCCCGGUCAGUAUACUGCUCCCCGGUCACUGGGGAUAUGUUGGUCGGGAUGAGAAACACUGGUGCAUGGAAACAUACAGGCAAGGUAACCCGGUACGACAGUAGUGGUCAGCAUAUGCUCACCAUACAAUACAACAACACAGGUAACAAACUGUAUAGUGAUCCUCAUUAUAUCACAGAGAAUAAGAACGGUGAUAUUAUUGUGUCUGACGCGUUACGUGGUGCUGUAGUGGUGACAGAGCGCGGAGGAAAACAUCGAUUCUCUUACAGAGGACCUCCAUCACAAUCAUCACUAGAUCCGUGGGGAAUCUGUUCAGACGCACGCUCACACAUCCUGGUGUGUGAUUAUAAAACCCACACAGUGCAGAUGAUUGACAAGGAUGGUCACUUCCUUUGUCUGUUAUUGACUAGUUUACACAGGAUAUACAGACCACGUAGUCUGAACUAUGAUGAUAGAACUCACCUUCUCUGGGUCGGAUCAUUGUACAACAACGAAGUGUCUGUAUACAGAUAUAAACAUAGGAGGUACUAUCUGAAUGAUAUCCAGGCAAAAAUAAGAGAUCGCAAGAGCUUAAAGUUAUGAGGAGGUUCAGGAAUCAGAAUCAGAGUUGAAAAUCAGUGAA
Molecule: messenger RNA, 1957 nt
Organism: Ostrea edulis (European flat oyster)
Lineage: Eukaryota; Metazoa; Mollusca; Bivalvia; Ostreida; Ostreidae
Exons: 3
Coding region: 214-1917 (567 amino acids)
Biological process (GO): positive regulation of DNA-templated transcription
Cellular component (GO): nucleoplasm; chromatin
Molecular function (GO): ubiquitin-protein transferase activity; zinc ion binding
Source: RefSeq, a predicted model, not a curated record